CGCAGUCAAAAGCCACGCCAACGGAAGGACAGUUGAAUCCAUGGCGCAGCUGCUGCUUUGGGCACUCCUGCUCCCAGCUUCAGCGCUGAUAGAUGUUCACCUGAAACCAGCCUCCAGGGAGAUACCACCAGGCCAGGUGGCCGUAUGGGUGUGGCAAGGGCCUGGCGAGGUGCAGCUCAAUGCCACCUGCUUGGACGAAGCGAACCUCGAUUUCUUUGUUGUCUCUGGAAAUGGAGAUGAGAUGAAAAGAAGGGGUCCGCCAGCUUCAUUAAAGGUGCGGCCUGACUGCAGACAUUGCAAUGCCUUUUUCCUUCAAAGUCAACUUCCCACUGUAGAUGAAAACGUGACCAUCCUGGUCGCCAGCAACAAGGAGGGCUUUUCGAGAGUCAAGCUUCGCUUUGACGAGUCGCUCAUCAGCGUUCCUUCGUGCAUGGACCGGUGUUUUGGCCGGCCCUGGGCAUUUGUUGGGCUUGCGCUCUUUGUUGCCGCGCUAUUGGCUUGCGGCUUUCACUUUUCACAGCCUUUAUGCCGCGAAGUGCCACCCCAUGCCUCAAAUGUUGCAUGGGAUGCAGCAUGGGCCCCUGAACUGGCGCAGUGCAGAAGGCCUCUGAAACCAAGAGAGGCCUGGCGAACUUGGAUACUGCACGGAUGCAUCAUGACGUAUCCAUGGAACCCUUGGCACAACGACCCCUUGGAGUAUAAGUUCCGCUGCCUAGUUUUGACCGUCAGCUUGGGGCUGACCAUGUGCGUCUCCACGCUAUAUGGCCACAUGUUCAGCUACUGGGACUCCACUGUGAGCACUCAGCCCUGGGAGCGUACAUCCGAAGAUUCUGGGCAACAAGCCCCAAGCGUGCAAGGUGCACUGCUGGUGUCCAUCCUUUCCUCCUUGGUCGAGGGAGUUCUUCGGAUGCUUGCAUUGGCACUCUUCCGCUCCUCUUUGGCGUGUUCUCGCCUACAGAAACGCUGGCGGGUGAAGGCGCCCGCUCUUGUGGUGGCUGUAGCUGUCGUCAUUGCGUGUAUUGCAUACCCGCUGGGAUUGGCAGCUUCCGGACAUAUUUGUCGCUAUGUUCAACAUUUGUUCUCGCAGUUCUUGAUUUCACAAGCAAUCCGGGGCAUCCCCUUGGCCAUUGCUGCUACUACACUGCAAUACCUGUUGCUGAAGGCCUUUGGCAAAGCUGCGGGGUCUCUUGAGCCAGCCGAGUUCGAUGAAAUGUCAGAACUUCAUAGUUAGAGCGUGUCAUAACUGAUGUCGUUGUGCACGAACUGAGCCGACAUGACAUCGGUCAACAUGUUAUUCUGUACCUGUGAGGGUGCGAGGGGCUGCUCAGGUGACUCAAUGUUUGGUCAGCCGGCGCCAUGUCUCAAUCUGUCCGAGAAAUCAGAGAUCUGAGAAAUAAGUGCGUCAAAAUGCACCACCUGGCUUGCUUGGCGCAGCCGCGCAGCUCCACAACCUCAAGCCGCUCAAGCCAAGUUGCUGUGCCAGUAACGGUGUCAGCCAAUCCCAGCCAUGGCCUAUCUUUCUCAGAACGUUGGGGAUUCGACAUAGCACGAAGGCGAACCUCUCCAAGAUCUGCAGUGCUUACCGAACACUUUGAGCGCUUUGUGCCGUCGCACUCUCUAUCAUGCCUAGAUCGCCUAGAUCCCUGACUGCCUUGUAGAGGGAUGCGUGAACAAUAUCGACCGCUUUAGGUGCUGCCCAAGAGAUGGGAGACAUCUCGAUGGCGUGUAAGCCGAAAUCAUUGGCCAUGUGGUCCAUCGCCGUCGCAGAGAUGUGGCUCAAGGAGAAGAGACCGGCGCUCAGGCAACAUUGAGUCUAGAUGGUAAGAUCGCCUUAGCAGGAGUUACUGUAGGUGAAUGGCCUUUGAAAUGCUCUCAAGAAGGCCCAGAGUGUGGUGCGCCCCCUACCCGGCUCCCUUCCUUGUGCCGAAUGCGAGCUGAAUGGGAGAUCCUCCCAGGAGCUUAUGAGCUCACGUGUGUUCCAGGUG
Molecule: messenger RNA, 1985 nt
Organism: Durusdinium trenchii
Lineage: Eukaryota; Dinophyceae; Suessiales; Symbiodiniaceae
Source: the annotation of a GenBank genome assembly